Molecule: messenger RNA, 186 nt
Organism: Funneliformis mosseae
Lineage: Eukaryota; Fungi; Glomeromycota; Glomeromycetes; Glomerales; Glomeraceae
Source: the annotation of a GenBank genome assembly
AUGAAACGAUGUUACGGAAAUUUCUUUAAAGAGUCCUUGACGUCGCAGGGAAAUAUUUACAAGGAUGCAAGUAUUGACAAUUGCGCCGGUAAUCUCUCAGGGGAAAUACGUCACCUUAAGGUUCAAUGUUUAUGCAAUGAUGAUAUCGUAAUUAUGGAUGUUUUGACACCAAAUGGUGCUUUAAAU